GAAUCAAGAUAAUCUAUACUCUAGUAGUCAUAGGGGAACAAUGGCACUCACAGGAGAGGUUGAAAGCACUUCUACUUCCCUUACUUCACAUACUGUAUAUGAUUCCUCAACUAUCAUGAUCUCUGUAUCUGCUCCCUGGAGAUUAUGUGGAAAACUAUUAUGCAUGGACUCACUGGAGCUAAGGAAAAGCAAUGCUUUCAUGACAGUUGGACUUCUCAUUCUUCCUCUUUUUCCUAUUGGGACAUUGGUCAUCCAGAAUAUCAUAACACUGGCUUCUGUAGUGACUCUGAGAACUGGUCUUGUUGGAACAACUCACUUUGCAACUGAAAGUUAUGAGAUGGGUAGAUGUAUAACUCAGCUUCAGCAAGAACGGGGAUUAAUGACAUAUUAUCUAUCUGGGCAGAGAACUAAUGAGCAAUCAGCUCAAAUAUUGGAGAGAUUAAAGGAUACGUUUUAUUUGACGGAUCAGAUGAUUCUAGAUAUAUCGAACUGGGAGACAGACAAGGAAAAUCAAUUUAUGUUUUAG
Eurytemora carolleeae is the source of this 526-nucleotide messenger RNA. RefSeq lists its product as uncharacterized. Bases 41 to 526 code for a protein of 161 amino acids. Lineage: Eukaryota; Metazoa; Arthropoda; Copepoda; Calanoida; Temoridae. The transcript is spliced from 6 exons. The record is from RefSeq and is a predicted model, not a curated record.